GUUGAUGACGCGCACGCGUUAAAACUGCGUCAAAAGUUGUUUUGGACUAUUGUGCUUAUCGGUGGAUGGAAUAUUGGUAAGUGUGCAUUGCAUAUAUUAUGGCAACAUUUCUAUAAACGGUAUUUUCGACUUGCAGUGUUGUUCUAGACUACAAUGGAAGGUAAUGUUAUGAAGUUUGUUUACAUUGUUUCAUGGAGUUUGAUGGUAGGCAUUCCGGAGACAAGUCAAAUGAGCCUUAAAAGCAGAUCGAAAUCUAGCCUUAGUGAGAGUAAUAAUGUUGUUUAUCAUCGUUGCCGUCCAUGAAACUCCUAUCAAAUUUAAGUCCAAAGAGGACUACGUCCUCCCAUUGCUAAAUAACGCAACUUUGGAAUGAGGUGAUCUUAGAUUUUACUCCUUUGGGAAUAUGCUGUGGGUUUGAACGGUUGCAACAUUCUUUCACAGGACAUGGGAAACCAGCAUUUCUGCUAUUAACUGCGCGCUCGAUCCUCUAACAAUGCAAUAUGGAAAUUCGCUCUCAUAGGCGUCAGCUGAAGUCUUAACUAUUGUUGUUGAACCUUACACUACAUUUCUAAUGUAGCUUUCCGGAUGAAAGGGGACAUUCCCUAAUAAGGAAAUCCAGAUGCCUUGAUUGUUCUAAAUACUAUUUUUCAUAUAAUUUACAUUGGCUUUGACAUAUCAAUUACCCAUACAAUUAUACAUUAUUUAUCAUCAAUUUACUAUGCUACCUAUUAACCCGUUACAAACACAUUAUAAACCGUCUGCUACUUUUCAAGUAAAAUAGUGAUAGCGCAAUUAUUGUAUAACUUGGAUAAUGUCAGAUGACAUGAGGCCACGAAGAAGAGUGUUUUGGUAGGGGGCUAGCUAUAUUAGUUUAUGGGAUGCUUGGGGUUCGUUUGGGAUGGUUUGUAAUUCCAGUUAAUAACAAAAUCUCCACUUGAGUUAUUCCAUUAUUUGUCCCAUGGAGAGAGGUCUUUCUUGAAAAAGAGAUUGUAUCUCAAUGAGACUAACCUGGAUAAAGGUUAAAUAAAAAUAAAUCUGAAUUGGAAUUGACCCUAAUCCUGCUUGUUGUCCUAAAGCUGCUUUAUUGGCCUAGUGUAUUGUACAUGUCCCUGCUCUGCACUGAUCUCCCCCUGUGCUUCCCUCAUAGAGCCAAGAUGAGUGAGGACGUGUUUGAGGUCCCUGAGGGGGCAGAGUACCGUUAUCUGGUACAAGAGGAGGGAGAGGUGGAGGUGCAGUAUGUGCGUCGUAGACACUAUGUCAGCCCCUUCCUGGUCCUGUCCAGAAGCUGCAUCUUCCUCAUCUGUCUGGGGGUGCUAUCCCUGCUCACCUUGGCUGGGUACCUGGCCUACGUGGCCCAGACUCCGCCCCCUGGGUCACCCCAGGUCACUACCGACUGUGGACGCUUCCAGGGGAGACAGGUGGGUUGAUGGCUGCACGUUGGUGGUGGAAAGAUUAGAAUUAGAACAGCGUUCAAAUCUAACUUUAUUUAUAUAGCACAUUUCGUACACGGAUGCAAUACAAUGAGCUUUACAAAAAAAAAACAAUGUUCAGCCAUAUUGAAUAUUUUAACCAAUUGUACUAUAUGGUUGCCCCCAUAUGCCUACAAUGUAAAGAGCAUUGAGACCUAAUAGAACAGGGAUCAUCAAUUAAAUUCAGCCACAGGCCGUUUAUAUAUAUAAUUUUUAUUUAUUUAUGGAGCGGAUGGUCAGGGGGCCGGAACAUAAUUACAAAUAAUUUGUAAACUGCAAAUUGACCGGAAGAAGUCCAAACGGAUAUAAUAUUUGACUAAAACAUAAUAAUUUCAAACGUUGCUUACAUUCGUAAACAAUCACAUACACUCAUUGGCCAGUUUAUUAGGUACAGCUUGUUGAUGAGAGAGGUCGAAGCGGGCCACAAACAGGCAAGUAAUGGCGCUGUACAAAAGUAGUGUGCAGAACGGCAUCUCAGAACGCACAGGGUCAGCUGAUCCAGCUGCAGCAAGGCCACAGAUGUUUAGCUUCAAUCCUAUGCAAUAUAUACAGUACACUCAGUGGUCCGAUUGACUGUUAGAAUGGGCAAAACGAGUGACCUAAGAGACUUGGAGCAUGGUACGAUCGUCGGUGCCAGGCGUGCCGGUUCCAGUAUCUCAGAAACGGCCGGCCUCCUGGGCUUUUCACACAUGACAGUGUCUAGGGUUUACAGAGAAUAGUGCGACAAAUAAAAAAACUGUCAGCUGCAGUCCUGUGGGCGAAAAACAGCAUGUUGAUGAGAGGUCGAAGGAGAAUGGCAAGAAUCGUGCAAGUUAACAGGCGGGCCACAAACAGGCAAAUAACGGCGCAGAACGGCGUCUUGGAACGCUCAACUCAUCGGUUCCUGUCACGGAUGGGCUAUUGCAGAAGACGGCCACACCAGGUUCCGCUCCUACCAGCUAAAAACAACAUCAAGAAGCAGCUCCAGUGGGCACGCCAUCACCAACACUGGACUAUUAAGGAAUGGAAAAACAUUGCCUGGUCCGACGAAUCCCGGUUCCUGUCGCGUCAUAAUGAUGGCAGAGUCAGGCAACGGUACAGGCUGGUGGCGGUGGUGUAAUGGUGUGGGGAAUGUUUUCCUGGUAUCAAUUGAGCAACGAACGUUUCCGACACUUUGUAGAAUCCAUGCCCCGAAUAAUUCAGGCUGUUCUGGAGGAAAAGGGGGUCCGACCCGAGAUGGGUGUACCUAAUUUACUUUCCACUGAGUGUAUAUCUCUAUUAUGCAUGGGAAUACUUUGGAACAGAUUUCCAAAAUUAAAAUAACUUGGAGCUGAUUUGCUGGUGUUUUUACAGUCUUUGUAUGUCCAACAAUACAAUUUAAAAGAUCACCUCCAGUUGAGGAACCCUGUAAUAGAAGAUGGUAAAGGAUUGAGGAGUGGACUGUUUCAGUGACAGGUGCCUUGACCAUGUGGGCUUAUACGGAAUUACCUCCAGUGAACACUCAUAGUUAUUGAAAUACUAUUGGUCGUCUUUAUCAUUGCAGAGGAAUGGGGCCUACUCGUUCAAGGGCCUCUCCUACGCUGCUCCCCCCAUUGGGGAACGCCGCUGGGCCCCGCCGGCCAAACCCUGGUGUGGGAACGGGGUGGUGGAUGCCACCCGCUUCCGCAGCAAGUGUCCCCAGGUGCAGCCGCUCUCAGACACGGGGAAGGUGAUGGGCCAGGAGAGCUGCCUCUUCCUGAACGUGUGGACCCCUACCCUGAGCCCCGACUCUGCCCUGCCCGUCAUGGUCUGGAUCCACGGGGGCUACCUUCACAUGCUUAGUGGAGGAGAGGAGGGCUACUCGCCCACGGAGGAGCUGGCGGCCCAGACAGGGAUGGUCUAUGUCAGCUUUAACUACAGGCUCAACGCGUUUGGGUUCCUGGCCCUGGAGCUACUGAGGGACGGCUCUCCAACCAAUACCUCUGGUCAGUCUCUAGCAGUCAGGAUUAAAACAGAAAAAUAGUAAUAGGAACACUUUUAUCUUCAAACUUCAGUUGGCACAACAAAGUAUUACAGUACGGCCGAACGAGGUCUUGAUGUCUCAAGCAGUUUCACACAACAUAGAUCAUGUUGUAUUUAAGAUAUGAUAAUGGGAAAUAUUUCAUCUUUUAACAUGCUAUUUCCAGCACUAACAGAGUGAUGAAAUAGUCAUAAUGUUUAUGUUUUGUGCUCUCAGUGAUGUUGUUUAAAAUUGUGUAUAUCUAUUUAAUGAGCUUUAAUGUGAUUUGGAUAACUGGAGGUGAUAUACAGUGCAUUCGGAAAGUAUUCAGACCCCUUGACCUUUUCCACAUUUUGUUACGUGAAAUAGUUUUUUUUCCCUCAUCAAUCUACACACAAUACCCUAUAAUGACAAAGCAAAAACUGGUUUUUAGAAAUGUUUGCAAAUGUAUUAAAAAGUGAAAUAUCACUUUUACGUAAGUAUUCAGACCCUUUACUCAGUUUGUUGAAGCACCUUUGGCAGCAAUUACAGCCUUGAGUCUUCUUUGGUAUGACGCUACAAGCUUGGCACACCUGUAUUUGGGGAGUUUCUCCCAUUCUUCUCUGCAGAUCCUCUCAAGCUCUGUCAGGCUAUUUUCAGGUCUCUCCAGAGAUGUUCAAUCGGGAUGUGGCUGGGCCACUCAAGGACAUUCAGAGACUUGUCCCGAAGCCACUCCUGCGUUGUCUUGGCUGUGUGCUUAGGGUCGUUGUCCUGUUGGAAGGUGAACCUUCACCCCAGUCUGAGGCCCUGAGCGCACUGGAGCAGGUUUUCAUCAAGGAUCUCUCUGUACUUUUCUCCGUUCAUCUUUCCCUCUCCUGACUAGUCUCCCAGUCCCUGCUGCUGAAAAACAUCCCCACAGCAUGAUGCUGCCACCCCCAUGCUUCACCGUAGGGAUGGUGCCAGGUUUCCUCCAGAUGUGACGCUUGGCAUUCAGGCCAAAGUCUUCAAUCUUGGUUUCAUCAGACCAGAGAAUCUUGUUUCUCAUUGUGUGAGAGUCCUUUAUGUGCCUUUUGGCAAACUCCAAGCGAGCUGUCAUGUGCCUUUUACUGAGGAGUGGCUUCCAUCUGGCCACUCUACCAUAAAGGCCUGAUUGGUGGAGUGGUGCAGAGAUGGUUGUCCUUCUGGAAGGUUCUCCCAUCUUCACAGAGGAACUCUGGAGCUCUGUUAGAGUGACCAUCAGGUUAUUGGUCACCUCCCUGACCAAGGCCCUUCUCCCCCGAUUGCUCCGGGUGGCCAGCACUAGGAAGAGUCUUGGUGGUUCCAAACUUUUUCCAUUUAAGAGUCCACUGUGUUCUUGGGGACCUUCAAUUCUGCAGACAUUUUUUCGUACCCUUCCCCAGAUCUGUGCCUCGACACAAUCCUGUCUCGGAGCUCUACGGACAAUUCCUUCGACCUCAUGGCUUGGUUUUUGCUCUGACAUGCACUGUCAACUGUGGGACCUUAUAUAGACAGGUGUGUGCCUUUCCAAAUCAUGUCCAAUCAAUUGAAUUUACCACAGGUGGACUCCAAUCAAGUUGUAGAAACAUCUCAAGGAUGAUCAAUGGAAACAGGAUGCACCUGAGCUCAAUUUCAAGUCUCAUAGCUAAGGGUCUGAAUACUUAUGUAAAUAAGGUAUUUCUGUUUUUUGUUUUAAAUAAAUUUGCUAAAAUAUAUACAAACCUGUUUUCAUUUUGUCGUUAUGGGGUAUUGUGUGUAGAUUGAAGAGGAAAAAAUGUAAUUUUAUCAACUUUAGAAUAAGGCUGUGAAUACUUUCCUAAUGCACUGUAUUUGUCUUACCUCCGCUGCUUGGUAAAACGUUUAUAUUUUUAUUUCUCAUGGUCACUAUACCAUUUAUGCUUCACACACACAUACCUUGAUAUGAAAUGACCCAUAAAAUCACAUAAAGCCAUUGUUUUCAACACUCACAGUCAUAGACGAGAAUAGAAACGUUCUCCAUCUGAAUACCUCCUAUCCCAUGUCCUAUUUCCCUUUCCUUCUGAUCUGAAAGGGGUAUUGACACGAGGAGCCUUUAGGGUUCACUAGGCUAGAUGGAGCUUCUGAAAUAGGAACUAGGACAUAGUGAAACGAGGCCACGUCAAAGUGGUAUUUCGACGUCAUUUUGAAUCUCUUUAAUUGCUUUCCCCCCCAGGAAACUAUGGCUUUAUGGACCAGAUAGCUGCUCUGCAGUGGGUCCAGAGGAACAUCAAGGUGUUUGGAGGAGACCCCAGUAAAGUCACCAUACUAGGUCAAAGCUCAGGUAAUGAAACACCAGUUAUUAGAAGUCUGUAUAUGGGCUACCUGAGUGUCAAUGAAGUAUGCUUGAACGUUUAUUGUGCCCCCUUCUCAUUUUUGUUAUAAUACAAACCAUUUUUAAAGGAUGAAAACAAAAAUAUGCUCCUUUUAUGUUAGCGUGUGCUUGUAGCAGUGUAGUUGUGUGAAGGAAUGAACAUGGGAAUUUCCUCUCAUUGUCUACCCUCUUCCCAACACCCUUCCCCCCACACACACACACACACACACACACACACAGGCGGGACGUCAGUGUGGACUCUGAUGAUGUCUCCGCUGGCGAAGGGUCUGUUUCGUGCGGCGGUGGAUAUGAGCGGCUCCUAUGUGUAUAACGCACCACUGGAGAGGGCAGAGGCAGACAACCUGCUAUUCCUGAACAAGACUGGCUGCAAUGACCUGGCCUGCCUCCGAAAGCUCUCCACCACACUGAUACUACGGGUACACACAGUAUUGACGACUUAAACCGUACAGUCUGCCUUUAGGGAGAAAUGGGCUUCAUGUGGGUCUCUCUCCCCUCUCUCUCUCUGUCUCUCUCUCUCCCCUCUGCUCCAGGCCAUCCCAUGGAAGGAGUACCCGUCGUGGGGGGCAGAUGAUCUGAUGGACCUGCCCACGAAGGGCAGCUUUGUAGGUCCCGUAGCGGUGGUUGACAGGCAUGUCCUCCCAGCCCCUCCCUUUGAGAUGUGGGAGAAAGGAGGAUUCUUCAAUGAUGUUCCAUUCCUCGUAGGGACCACUGAGCAGGAGACUGACUUUUUGUAAGUAUUAUGCGUGGUCGGAAGAAUAAAUGAUUAUACAAAAUUAUUAUCUACAGAAGCUGUCCUAGAAAUACACAAUGAAAUUCGUAAUCUUGUGUGUGUGUGUGUGUGUGUGUGUGUGUGUGUGUGUGUGUGCACUUUAGCCCACCUUAUGAGAAUAUAUCCAUGUGGACAUGGGGAGACUACCAGUGGUUUGUGACAGGUGAGAAGAAGAAUACGCUAACCUCGGGGUCAAUAUAGAUCUAACCUCGGGGUCAAUAUAGAUCUAACCUCGGGGUCAAUAUAGAUCAAUCUGUAAAUAUUAUUUCGAUUAGGUUUUAUUGAGGAAAUUCAUCUCUACAUGCUCAAACAUUGCAGACUGUAAGAGAUCAACAAAAACCCCCAAAACCCAGACAUUAACAGAUAAACAGACAGAAAACCAAGACCGCACAGAGUGGGAGAUAGUCCAUUGAGCUGUUGAGGAAGUUUAUGGCUGUGGGAAAGUAGCUCCUGCUAAACUGGGCCAUUUUUGUCCCUUACCACUUAUGGGGACCAAGGGACUCCAGCAUCAGCUCCUUUCUCCAAACCCUGCUCUCAUCUCUCGUAUUUGCAACCCUGUCGCCUUUUUACAGUGUAUUCCUGCUACCUUGAUGACCUUCAAAAACACAUUGCCCUUUCCCUAAAACACUCUGUUCUGUGUCCCACACAGACAAACUGAGCCCCUUCAGCGAGGGUCUUCCUAAGGAGGCGUUGGAUCUGUACCCAAGCUCGGCCCUGUGCCCCACUCCUGACCGCUGCCCAGAGAGGGCUUACACCACCAUGGUGUCAGACAUGAGGGUCACCUGCCCCAACAACGACCUGGCCAAGAGGGCUGCAGGUAGGCUACGCUGACAGCCAGCCAAGGGGUUAGCAUUCACUAUGAUAAUGGAUAGCAUUUUGGGGGGGACAAUGGUCUCUCUAGAUAGAGAGGUAGUUGUUCAGAGAAGACACCUAUUAGAAUGGUCUCUAGAGAGAGAGGUAGUUGUUCAGAGAAGACACCUAUUAGAAUGGUCUCUAGAGAGAGGUAGUUGUUCAGAGAAGACACCUAUUAGAAUGGUCUCUAGAGAGAGAGGUAGUUGUUCAGAGAAGACACCUAUUAGAAUGGUCUCUAGAGAGAGGUAGUUGUUCAGAGAAGACACCUAUUAGAAUGGUCUCUAGAGAGAGAGGUAUUUGUUCAGAGAAGACACCUAUUAGAAUGGUCUCUAGAGAGAGGUAGUUGUUCAGAGAAGACACCUAUUAGAAUGGUCUCUAGAGAGAGGUAGUUGUUCAGAGAAGACACCUAUUAGAAUGGUCUCUAGAGAGAGGUAGUUGUUCAGAGAAGACACCUAUUAGAAUGGUCUCUAGAGAGAAAGGUAGUUGUUCAGAGAAGACACCUAUUAGAAUGGUCUCUAGAGAGAGGUAGUUGUUCAGAGAAGACACCUAUUAGAAUGGUCUCUAGAGAGAGAGGUAUUUGUUCAGAGAAGACACCUAUUAGAAUGGUCUCUAGAGAGAGGUAGUUGUUCAGAGAAGACACCUAUUAGAAUGGUCUCUAGAGAGAGGUAGUUGUUCAGAGAAGACACCUAUUAGAAUGGUCUCUAGAGAGAGGUAGUUGUUCAGAGAAGACACCUAUUAGAAUGGUCUCUAGAGAGAGAGGUAGUUGUUCAGAGAAGACACCUAUUAGAAUGGUCUCUAGAGAGAGGUAGUUGUUCAGAGAAGACACCUAUUAGAAUGGUCUCUAGAUAGAGAGGUAGUUGUUCAGAGAAGACACCUAUUAGAAUGGUCUCUAGAGAGAGAGGUAGUUGUUCAGAGAAGACACCUAUUAGAAUGGUCUCUAGAGAGAGGUAGUUGUUCAGAGAAGACACCUAUUAGAAUGGUCUCUAGAGAGAGAGGUAGUUGUUCAGAGAAGACACCUAUUGGAAUGGUCUCUAGAGAGAGGUAGUUGUUCAGAGAAGACACCUAUUAGAAUGGUCUCUAGAGAGAGGUAGUUGUUCAGAGAAGACACCUAUUAGAAUGGUCUCUAGAGAGAGGUAGUUGUUCAGAGAAGACACCUAUUAGAAUGGUCUCUCUAGAGAGAAAGGUAGUUGUUCAGUCACCUAUUAGAAUGCUUUGGAAAUGCCUCCUGUCCACCCUUCACUGAUGUAAUCACUCAUCUGUUAGUGAACAGCAGUGAUAGGACAGAGUUUUGAACUGCUUGUGGGUGUUUGUUUUGUGUGUGUGUGUGUUCCUAGCGGCCCUCCACAGUCCUGUGUAUCGGUACGUGGUGACACACACUCCAUCUCGUGCCGUCAACUCCUCUGAGGGUCUGUUGUCGUUCCCCAGCCGGUUCUCUUUCCACGGCCUGGACGCUUUCGCCUUCUUCGGGGGUCUAGAGAAGCUGUUGGGGGGACCGCUCUCCGCCCAGGACACUGCCUUCCGGAAGCUUCUCACAGAGCAUCUCAUCCACUUUGCUAAGGAGGGUGAGCGAGGGGCUACAACACAAACACCUCUCCUAGAUUGGUUCAACUCAGUGUUCAAUAUUAAUUCAGGAAAUAGACAUUUACCACAUACCUUUCCUCAUCUCUCUAUGCCUCUCCUCCUCUCAUCCUCUCUAUCCCUCUCCUCCUCUCCUCCUCUCAUCUCUCUAUCCCUCUCCUCCUCUCCUCCUCUCUCCUCUCCUCCUCUCAUCUCUCUAUCCCCUCCUCCUCUCAUCUCUCUAUCCUUCUCCUCCUCUCUAUCCCUCUCCUCCUCUCAUCUCUCUAUGCCUCUCCUCCUCAUCUCUCUAUCCCUCUCCUCCUCUCAUCUCUCUAUGCCUCUCCUCCUCUCAUCUCUCUAUCCCUCUCCUCCUCUCAUCUCUCUAUCCCUCUCCUCCUCUCAUCUCUCUAUCCCUCUCCUCCUCUCAUCUCUCUAUCCCUCUCCUCCUCUCAUCUCUCUAUCCCUCUCCUCCUCAUCCAUCCCUCUCCCAUCUCCUAUCCCCUCUCCUCCUCUCAUCUCUCUAUCCCUCUCCUCCUCUCUAUCCCUCUCCUCCUCUCAUCUCUCUAUCCCUCUCCUCUCUACUCCCUAUCCUAUCCCCUCUCCUCCUCUAAACUCUCUAUCCCUCUCUCCUCAUCUCUCUAUCCCUCUCCUCUCUCAUCUCUCUUCCCUCUCCUCUCUCCUAUCCCUCUCCUCCUCUCAUCUCUCUAUCCCUCCUCCUCCUCUCUAUCCCUCUCCUCCUCUCAUCUCUCUAUCCCUCUCCUCCUCUCAUCUCUCUAUCCCUCUCCUCCUCUCAUCUCUCUAUCCCUCCCCCCCUCUCUCUCUAUCCCCUCCUCCUCCUCUCUAUCCCUCUCAUCUCUCUAUCCCUCCUCUCAUCUCUCUAUCCCUCCCCCCUCCCUCCCCUCUCUCUAUGCUCUCCCUCCUCUCAUCUCUCUAUCCCUCUCCUCCUCCUCAUCUCUCUAUCCUUCUCCUCCUCAUCAUCUCUCUAUCCCUCUCCUCCUCUAAUCUCUCUAUCGCUCUCCUCCUCAUCUCUCUAUCCCUCUCCUCCUCAUCUCUCUAUCCCUCUCCUCCUCUCAUCUCUCUAUGCCUCUCCUCCUCUCAUCUCUCUAUGCCUCUCCUCCUCUCAUCUCUCUAUCCCUCUCCUCCUCAUCUCUAUCCCUCUCCUCCUCUCAUCUCUCUAUCCCUCUCCUCCUCUCUUCUGUUCUCUCAUCUCUUCUUCUGUUCUUUCCAUCCCUCUCUCCUCCUCUAUUGCAGGUAAGAUGCCGGAGCAGUGGCCAGAGUACCCAGCAGCCACUGCUCUCCUGAACCAUACCCUCUCUGUGGUCCAUGAUUACUCUGCUGAACGCUGCCAACUGUGGGAGAAGAACGGCUUCUACCCCUACGCCUGGGUCAACUGACCCC
Molecule: messenger RNA, 10328 nt
Organism: Coregonus sp. 'balchen'
Lineage: Eukaryota; Metazoa; Chordata; Actinopteri; Salmoniformes; Salmonidae
Source: the annotation of a GenBank genome assembly